GUUCAAACCACACCAUCUUGCUCCAAUAUCCUAGUUCUGAUACCUACCUCCAUCACGCUUCGUGUAUCCUACGUCGUGCUUCCUGUCGUCUCACUUGAAAGAAAGAACUUCUGCCACAAUCUCCCACAGCAGCUAUGGCCCCUCACCAAGAUGCGCCCUCGCCGGCGGGCAGUUUCACAGCCGGCUUCAACAGAAUCCCCUUCAACCCUACCACUUCUUCAAAUCUACAAAUCGGGAGUCUGGCUGCGGCUGAAUCAAGUUCUCCUCUAAGUAGCUCCUACGACAUCGCAUCACCUAGCGCUGGCCUGCACGAGACCCGACCGCUUGUUCCUGGCGUCUACGUACCUACCAUGUGCUUCUUCGAGCCGGGUACGGAAAACGUGGACAUCGGCACUGUUGCUCGCCAUGCAGUACGACUUGCUCAAGCGGGUGUGACCGGCCUGGCCACCCAGGGUUCCAACGGAGAAGCAGUCCAUCUCUCACACGCCGAGCGCCAGCUCGUCACGGCAACAACGCGGCAGGCUCUCAACGACGCCGGGUUCUCUCACAUGCCCAUCAUCGUCGGCUGCGGAAGCCAGAGCACACGUGAGACGAUACAAUACUGCACCGAGGCAUGGGCUGCUGGUGGAGACUAUGCCUUGGUUCUCCCUCCGUCAUACUACGCUGGUCUCUUUGCUCCGUCAUCGGAAACCAUCUUCGAGUACUUUCAUGCGGUGGCUGAUGCGUCGCCGAUUCCUCUCAUCAUCUACAACUUUCCUGGCGCAGUGGGAGGCAUGGAUCUGUCCUCCGACGUCAUUGUGCAGUUGUCUCAACAUCCUAACAUCGUGGGUGUUAAGCUUACAUGCGGAAACACGGGAAAGUUGAACCGCGUUGCUGCCGCUACGAGAAAGCUAGCAAAGAACCCCGAAUCGAAGACUCCGGAGUUCCUCGUCUUGGCAGGUUCAGCCGACUUCUCUAUCCAGUCUUUGGUGGCUGGAGGUCAUGGCAUCCUGGCAGGCUUGGCCAAUAUCGCCCCCAAGGCUUGUAUCAGAACCAUUGAGCUCUUCCAAGAGGGGAGACACCAAGAAGCUCAGGAUAUGCAAGGGACCGUUUCACAAGGUGACUGGACAGCGAUCCAAGGGGGUGUUGUGGGUGUGAAGGCCGGCCUCCAAGCAUGGCUGGGCUAUGGUGGCGUGGCCCGGAGCCCAUUGCCGAAGCCCACGGCCGAGCAGAUGAAGAAGUGGAAAGAGGGAUUCCGUGAACUUGUCGUUCUUGAGAAGUCGCUGUGAGACCAGCUUUUCACCAUGGCGCCGGUUUUCCUUUUUCAACCCGAACAAAUACGAGUCACGAGCCUUUGCUUCGUUCUGAGUAGAGCAGGAUUUGGAUGAUAUUAUGGGCUUUUGGAGUUGCAUGAAGGACUUUCUUGGUGUGUGGAUUUGUAUUGUUUGAAAUGAUGAAGAGCCAAGACCUUUUCUGAAUCUCGUCAUUGGCGUUCCCCUAGGCAAGUCUGUCAAAGACAGAUCUGUCUCAUUUUCCUAUCUCGGUUGAGCGAAAAGCUGUUUUCUUGAAGGCAAAGUUUUGUUUUCUUAGGAUCUACAUUCUGCAAUGUCUGAUAC
Molecule: messenger RNA, 1595 nt
Organism: Colletotrichum phormii
Lineage: Eukaryota; Fungi; Ascomycota; Sordariomycetes; Glomerellales; Glomerellaceae
Product: dihydrodipicolinate synthetase
Exons: 1
Coding region: 135-1268 (377 amino acids)
Molecular function (GO): 4-hydroxy-tetrahydrodipicolinate synthase activity
Source: RefSeq, a predicted model, not a curated record